UUUCUCCCCCCCUUCCUCUCCUCUCCCUCUUUUUUUCUCCCUCCCCUCUUCUUCCUCCCUCCUCCCUCUCUUCUUCCCCCCUUCUCCCUCCUCUUUUUUUUUCCUUUCUUUCCCCCUCCUUCUCCUCUCCUCCCCCCUCUCUCCUUCCCCUCCCCCCCUCUCCUCUUUCUCCUCCGUUCUUUUUUUUCCCCUUCUUCCUUCCCCCCCCCUCUUUCUCCCUUCCUUUUCCCCUCUUCCUUUUCCUCUCUCCCUCUCUUCUCCUUUUUUUUCUCCUCCCCUUCUUCCUUCUCUUUUCUUUUUUUUUUCCUCCCUUCUUUCUUUCUUUCCCUUCCUCUUCUCUCCCUCCCCCCUUUCUUCUUCCCCCCUCUCUCCCGCCUUCUCCUUUCCUCUUCUUUUCCCCCUCUUCUUUCUUCCCCCCUCUCUUCCUCCUUCUCUUCUUUUUCCUUUUUCCCCUUUUCUCUUUUUCCACUCCUCUCCUUCUCUCCCUCCCUUCUCUCUUUCUUUCCUCCUCUCUUCCUUCCCCCUUCCUUUCUUUCCUCCUUUCUCCUCCUUUCCCCCCCCUCCCUUUUUUCUUUUCUUUCCCCCUCCCCUUCUUUCUCCCUCUCUUUUCUCUCUUUUUCUCUUCUCUCUUCUUCCUCCCCCUCUCCUCCUUCUCUCUCCUUCUUUUCCCUCUUCUCUUCCUCUUCCUCUUUUUUCUUUCUCUUUUUCCCCCUCUCUUCCCUCUCCUCUCCCUCUCCCCCCCUUUCCCCCUUUCCUCUUCUCUCUUUUCUUCUUUCCUUCCUUCUCCCCUUUUCUUUUCUUCCUCCCUUUCCCCUUCUCCCCCCUCCCCUCCUCCUUCUCCUUCUCCCCUUUCCUUCUCUCUUCUCUUCCCUCCUCCCUUCCUCCUCCCUCCCUCCUUUUCCUCCUUUUCUUCUUUUCCUUCUCCUUUCUUCCCCCUCUCUCCCCCGUCUUUUCCCCCUUCUCUUCUUCCUCCUUUCUUUUUCUUCUUUUUCUCUCUUCCUCUUUUUCCUUUCCCUCCUCCUCUCCCUUUCCUUUCCUUUCUCCUUUCUUCCCUUUUUCCCCCUUCCUCCCCCUCCUUCCCCUCUCCCCCUCCCUCCCUUUUCCUCCCCUUUCUUCCUUUCCUCCUUUUUCCCUCUUCCUCUCUUCCUUCUUUCCCUUCCUUCUUCCUUUUUCCCUCCUCCCCCUUUCUUUUUUCCCUCCUCCUUCCCCUUCUUCCCCCCUCUUUCCUUCUUCUCCUUUUCCUCCUUCCUCUUUCUUCUUCUUUCCUCCCUCCUUCUCUUUCCUCCUUCCCCCCCCUCCUUUCUCCCUCUCCCCCCCCUCCCCCCUCUUUCUUUUUCUCCUUUCCCUCUCCCCUUUCUUUCUCUCCCCUUCCUCCCUCCCUCUCCCCUCCUCCUCUCCCCUCUUCUCUCCCCCUCUCUUUUUCUCUCUUCCUUUCCCUUCUUCCUCCCCCUUCUCUCCCCCUUCUUCCCUCCCCUUCUCCCCCCUUCCUCCUCCUUCUUCCUUUUCCUCCCUUUUUUCCCCCCCUCUUUCUUUUCCCCUCUCUUUCCCCCUCUCUCCCCUUCCCUCCCUUCCCCUCUCCCUUUCCCUUUCCCUCCCCCCCCCCCCCCUUCCCUUUUCCCCCUUUCUUUUCCCUCUCUCUCCUCCUCUUCCUCUCUCCUCCUUCUCCUCCCCCCUCUUUUUCUCCCCUUUUCCCUUCCCUUCUCCUCCUUCCCUUUCUCCCUUUUCCCCCCCUUUUUCCUUCUUCCCUCCCCCUCUUCCGCUUUCCUUUCCUUCUUCUCCCCCCCCUCCCCUUCUCUUUCUUCUCCCUCCCUUUCCUUCUUUCUUCCCCUUCCUCUCUUCCCCCUCCCCCUCUCUUCCCUCUCUCCUCUCCCCUUUCCUCUCCUUCUUCCUUCUUCCCCUCCUCCCCCCUCUCCCCCCCCUUCUUCCCUCUCUUCCCCCUCCCCUUCCUCUCCUCUUCUCCUUUCCUUCCCUUCCCUUUUCCCCCCUCCCCCCCUUCUCCCUUCUUUUCUUUCCUCCUCUUCCUUUCCCCUUUCUUCCUUCCUUCUCCCUUUCUCUUCCUUCCUCCUCUCUUUCUUCUCCUCCUUUUUUCCUUUCCCCUUCUUUCCCCCUCCCUCUCCCUUCUUUUUCCUUCUCUCCCUCUUCCUUCCUCCCUCUCUUCCUUCUCUUUUUCCCUCUCCUCUCCCCCUUUCCUCUUCCCCCUUUUCCCCCUUCUCUCCCCCCCUUCCCUUCCCCCUUCUCCUCCUCUCUCUUUCUUUCCUUCUUCCUUUCUCUUUCCCUUCCUUUCUUCUUCCCUUCUUUCCUUCCUUUUUCCUCCUUCCUCUUCUCCCUCCCCUCCCUCCCUUCCCCCCCUCCCUUCUCUCUCUUCCCCUCCUUCCUUUUUCCUUCUCUUUUUUCCCCCUCCUCUCCCCUCUUCUUCCUCCUCUUCCCUCCCCCCUCUCCUCCCCUCCCUCUCUUCCCUUCUUCUUCUCCUCCCCCCUCCUUUUUUCUUUUUCUUCUUCUUCUUUUUCUCUCCCCCCCCUCCCCUCUUUCCCCCCCCCCUCUUCUCUCCCCCUUUCCUCCUUUCCUCCUCCUUUUCUUCUUCUCCCUCCCUUUCCCCUCUCCCCCCUUUCUCCCCCCCUCCCUCUCCCCCCUCCCCUCCCCUCCCCCCUUCCUUUUCUUUUUCCUCCUUCUUUCUUCCUCCCCCCUUUCUUUUUUCUCCUUUCUCCUCUCCCUCUCUUUCUUUUCCCUUCCUUUCUCCCCUCUUUUUCCUUUUCCUUUCCUCUUUUCUUCUUUCUUCCUCUCUCCCCUUCCUCUCUCUUUUCCCCUCCGCCUCCCUUUCCUCUUUUUUCCUCUCCUCCCCCUCCCUUCCUCUUCCUCCUCUCCUCCUUCCUUCCUUCCUUUCUCUCCCCCCCUCCCUCCCUCCUCCCUUUUUUCCCCUUUUUUCUCUCUCUCCUUCCUCCUUCCCUUUCCCCCCCCUUUUCCUUUCUUCCUUCUCUCCUCCUCUCUUCCUUCUCUCUUCUUCUCCUCCUUUUCUCUCUCCCCCUCCUCUCCCCUUUUUCCUCUUCCUCCUUCUUCUUCCUCUCCUUUUCCUUCCUUCCUUUUCUUUCCUUCCUCCUCCCCCCUCCUCUCUUUUCUCUUUCUUCCUUCUCCUCCCUUCUCUCUUUCUCUCCUUUCCCCUCUUCUUUCCUUCCCCCCCCUUCCUCUUUCCCCCCUCUCCCUCCCUCCCCCUCUCCCUCUCCCCCUCCCCCCCUCCUCCCCCCUCUUUUCCUUCUUUUCUCCCCUCUUCCUCCCCCUUCCCUCUCUCCCCCCCCCCCCCUUUUUUCCUCCUUCCUUCUCCCCUCUUCCUCUCUCCUCCUCUCUCCUCUUCUCCCCCCUCCCUCCUCUCCCUUCUUCCCUCUUUCCCUCUCUUUCCCUCUUCCUUUCCCUUUCUUUUCCUCUUCCUUCUUCCCCCUUCUUUCUCCUUCUCCUCUCUUCUCCCCCUCUCCCCCCCUCUCUCUUUUCCUUUCCUUCCCUUUCUUCUCCCUCUUUCCUCCUCCUCUCCUUCCUUCUCCCUUCUUCUCUCCCUCUCUCUUUCUCUCUCUCCCUUUCCUCCUUCUCCUCUUCUCCCUCUCUUCUUUCCCCUUUCUUUUCUCCCCUUCCCCUUUUCCUUCUUCCCCUUUCUUCUUUCCCUCCUUCCCUUUCCCCUUCUUUUCCUUUCUCUCCCUCUCCCCCCUUUUCCUUUCCUUCCCUUUCUUCUUCCUUUUUCCCUUUUCCUCCCUUUUUUUCUUUUCCUCCUUCCUUUCUCCCUUUUUUUUUCUCUUUCUCCUUUUCUCCCUCCCCCUCCUCUCCUCUUCUCCCCCCCUUUCUUUUCUCUUCCUUCUUCUUCCUUUUUUUUUCCUUUUCUCUCUCCUUCUCUUCUUUUUCCUCUCCCUUCUCCCCUUCUUUUCUUUCUCUCCCUUUCUCCCUCCCCUUCCCUCCUCUCUCUUUUUCUUUCUCUCCCCCUUCUCUUCCUCCCCUCCUUUUCCCUCUUCCCCCCCCUCCUCUCUUUUCUCCCUCCUCUUCUUUCUUCCCCCUCUCCUUUCCCUCCCUUCUUUCCUCUCUUCUUCUUCUUCUUCCCUCCCCCUUCUUCCUCCUUCUUUCUCCUUUCUUCUCCUCUCCCCCUUCUUUUUUCUUCUCCCUUCUUUUCCCUUCCUUCCUCCUUUUUCCUCUCUCCUCCUUCUCCCUCUUUUUCCUCUUUCUCUUCCCCCUCCUCUUUUUCCUUCCUCCCUUCUCUCUUCUUCUCCCUUUCCCUUUCUUUCUUCCUCCUCCCCCUUUUCUUUCUCCCCCUUCCUCCUUUUUUCCCCUUCUCUUUUCCUCUUCCUCCCCCCCUUUUUCUCCUUCUUUCCUCCCUCUUCCUCUUCUUCUCUUCCUUCCUCUCUUCUUUCUUCCCUCUUCAUCCCUUUUCUUUCUCUCCCCCCUUCCCCCUUUCCCCCCUCCUCUCCUCCUUCUUCUCUUUUUCCUUUCUCCUUCCCUUUCCUUUCUCUCCUCUUCCCUCCUUUCUCCUUUCCCCUUCUCCUCCCCCUCUCUUUUUCCCUUUUUCUCUCUUUCCCUCCCUCCCCCUCCUUUCCUUCUCUUCCCUCCCUUUCCCCUUCCCCCUCCCUUUCUCCUCCCUCCCCCUUCCUUUCUUCCUCCUUUCUCUCUUUUCUCUCUCCUCUCUCUCUCUUCUCUCCUCCUCCUUUUCCUUCCCCUCUCUCUUCUCUCCUCCUUCCUCCCCUCUUCCUCUUCCCCUUUCCCCUCCCUUCCCUCUCUCUUCCUUUUCUCCCUUCUCCUCUCCUCCCUCCUCUUCCUCCCCUCCUCCCCUUCUCUCCUCUUUUCCCUCCCCCCCCUCUUUCCUCUUUCCCCCCUUCCCCCUUUCCCUCUUUUUUCUUCUUCCUCCCCCUCCCUUCUUCCUUUCCCUCUCCCCUCUUUCCUUUUCCUUCUCUUCCCUCCCUUUUCUCCUCCCUUCCUCCCUCCCUUCCUCCUUUCUUUUCCUCUCUCUCUCCUCCUUUUCUUUUUCCUUCCUUCUCUUUUUCCUUUCUCUUUCUUCUCCCCUCUUUCCUUCUUCUCCCCCUCUUUCCCCUUUUUCCCUCUCCCUUCUCCUUCCUUCCCUUUUUUCCCCCCUUCUCUCCUUCUUCCCCUCUCCUCCCCUCCUUCUCCUCUCUUUUUUCUUUUUCCUUUUUUCCCUUUUUCCCCUCUCUCCCCUCCCCUUCUCUUUUUUUCUUUCUUUUUUUUCCCUUCUUUCCUCCCUCUCCCCUCUUCUUUCCCUCCCUCUCCUCCCUCCUCUUUCUUUCCCCUCUCUUUCCCUUUCUUCUCUCUCUCCUUUUUUUUUUUCUCCUUCCUCUCUUCCUUUUUCCUUCUCUCCCUCUCUCCUCCCUUCCUUCCCUUCCUCUUCCUUCCUUCUCUCCCUCCUCCCCCUCUCCCCCCCUUUCCCUCCCCUCUUUUCUCUCCUCUCUUUUCUCCUCUCCCCUCUUCCCCUUUCUUCCCUCCCCCUCCCCCUUUCUCCUUCUCCCUCCCUCCCUCCCUCCUUUCUCCCCUCCCUUCCCUUCUUCCUUUUCUCCUCUCUCCCCUCCUCCUUCCUUCCCCCCUUCCUUUCCCCCUCCCCCUCCCCCUCCUCCCCUUUCUUCCUUCCUUCUCUUUCUUCUUCUCCUCUCUUUCUCUUCCCCCCCCCUCUCCCCCCCCCCUCCUUCUUCUUCCCUCCCUCUCUCCCCUUUCUUCUCCCUUCCUCCUCCCCUUCCUCCCCCUUUUCUCCUUCCCACCCUUUUCCUUCCUCCCCUCCUCUCUUUUUCUCCUUCCCUCCUUCUUUUUCUCUUCCCCCUUCCUUUCUUUUCCCCUCCCCCCCCCUCCUCCUUCUUUCUCUUCUCUCCUUCCCCCCCCUUUUUUCCUCUUUUUUUCCCUUCCUUUUCCUUCCCUCUUCCCUCUUCCCUUUCUCCUCUCCCCCCUCCUUCCUCUUCCUUUCUUCUCUUUCCCUCUCUUUUCUUCUCUCUUCCUUCCCUUCUCUUCUCUCCUCCCUCCUUUCUCUUCCUCCCUUCCUCCUUUUUCCUCCUCCUUUUUUCUUCCUCCCUCUCUUCCCCCUUCCUUCUUUUCUUCCCUUCUCCUCUCUUUCCCCCUCUUCCCUUCUUUUUCUCCUUCCCUCCUUUUUUCCUUCCUUUCCCCCCCCCCUUCCCUCUCCCUUCCUUCCCCCCCUCUCCCUCUCCUUCCCCCUCUUUCCCUCUCCCCUUUCUUCCUCCUUCUCUCUCCUCCCUCCCCCCCCUUCCCUCCCCUUUCCCUCCCUUCCCCUCUCCUUUCCCUCCUCUCUCCCUCCCUCUCCCUCUCCCCCUCCUCCCUCCCUCUUCCUUUUUCCUUCCUCCUUUUUUUUUCCCCUCUCCCUCUUUCUCUUCCUCCUUCCCCUUCUCCUUUUCUCCCCUCUUCCUCUUCUUUCCUUCCCCCCUCCUCCCUUCUCUCUUCCCCCCUUCCCUCUCUCUCUUUCUUCCCCCCCCCCCCCUUCCCUUCCUUCCCUCCCUUCUCCCUCCUUUCCUUCCUUCCUCCUUUUUCCUCCCUCUUUCUUCUCUUCUUUUUUCUCCCCUUCUCCUUCCUCCCCUCUCCCUUCUUCUUCUUCCCUUCUUCCUUCCCUCCCCCCCCCCCCUCCUCCUCUCUCUCUCUCUUUUCCUCCCCCUCCUUUCCCUCCUUCCCUCUUUUCUUUUCUCUCUCCCCUCUUCUUUUCUCCUUCCUUUUUCUCCUCUCUCCCUCCUUUUCUCUUCCUCCUUUCUCUUUCCUCUCCCUUCUUCUUCCUUCUUUUUUUCUUUCUCCUCCUCUUCUCCCCCCUUCCCCUUUUCCCUUCCCCCCUUCCUUUUUUCCUUUCUUUUCCCUCCUUCUCCUUUUCCUCUCUCCCUCCUCCUCCCCUUUCCCCUUCUUCUCUUUCUCCCCUCCCCUUCCCCUUCUUUCCCUUUCCUCUUCCUCCUUCUUUUCUCUUCCUCCUUCCUUCCUUCCUUUCUCCUUUCCCUCUCUUUCCUCUUCCCCCCUUCCUUCCUUCUUUCCUUCUUUUUCCCCUCUUUUUCCCUUUUCCUUCUUUCUCCUUCCCCUCUCUCUUCCCUUUCCCUUUCUCUCCCCCUUCUUUUUUUCCUCCCUUUCCCCCCUUUUUCCCUUUUCUUCUCUCCCUUUCUCUUCCUCCUCCCUUCCCUCCCUUUUCCUUUCUCUUUCUCUUCUUCUCUUCCCCUCUCCUCUCUCUCUUCCCCCUUUUUCCUCUCCCUUCUCCUCUCCCUCUCCCCCUCCUUUCCUUCCUUCCUUCUUUUUCCCCCCUUUUUCCCUCUCUCUUUUUCUCUUUUCUUCUUUUUUCUUUUCCCUUUCCUUCCCUCCUCUUCCCUUUCCCCUCCCCCUUCCUCCUCUCUUCCUUUCCCUCUCUCUCCCUCUUUCCUCCUUCUCCUCCCUCCCUCCCCCCCUCCUCUUUUCCUCCCCCUUCCCUCCCUCCUCCCUUUCCUCUUCUCUCCCCCCUCCCUCUCUUCCCCCCCUCCUCCCUCUUCUCCCCCUCCCUUUUCCUCUCCCCCUUCUCCUCCUCCCUCCCCCUUCUUCCCCCUUCUUCCCCUUUCCCCUUUCCUCUUCCUCUUUCCUCCCCCUCCCCUCCCUUCUUCCUUCUCCCUUUUUCCUCUUCCCCCCCUUCUCCCCCUUCCCCUUUCCCUUAG
Molecule: messenger RNA, 7631 nt
Organism: Diaporthe citri
Lineage: Eukaryota; Fungi; Ascomycota; Sordariomycetes; Diaporthales; Diaporthaceae
Exons: 1
Source: RefSeq, a predicted model, not a curated record